This is a messenger RNA of Lactuca virosa, 919 nucleotides long. Lineage: Eukaryota; Viridiplantae; Streptophyta; Magnoliopsida; Asterales; Asteraceae. The record is from the annotation of a GenBank genome assembly.
CCCUUGUUGUAAAUCUCGUCCUUUCCCGCUCCCUACACGAUCAUCCUCCAACGACGCCUCUCCUCCACCAUACAUGGACGAGGUCGAUCUUUCUUCUCCUCUACAACCUCUCAUAAACAACAACAAAAUCGCGGCUUUGAACUUCCCCAAUUUUGUGAAUCUAAUGAUUUUACUCAUUUCCUUUCUGGAAAGAUCCUCCUCCACAUCCUCUCCUAGCUUCAGAAAAUUUUACAAAAGGAACCGGGAUCAUUGGGUCUCAAAAUCGUACUUGAAUCUCCAAGGCAGUUUGGUUGAUUUUGGUUUGAAAUUUGGCUAGCAUGUCCGAAAUCUACAGAGACUUUUGAUAAUAAAUUGGUUUUGUAAAAAUAAAAAACAUCGGCAUAAGAUGGUUUUUCGGAGAAGAUGACCGACGCCAAAGUAAUUAAGGGAUAGGAGAUGAACGAACAAGGGGAAAGGAGAGUGGGUACACAGGAGGUGUAGGUGAUGUAAACUUUUGGCAUGAAGCAUUUACCAUGCCGGCGGACACCGAGCACCAUGCACUAGGAUGAAAGUGGCUCUAAAACCGGAUCGGUUUACCGGACCAAAAAAACCAGGAACCAAAAAUAGACGGAUUAUAAGAAUGGAGAACCAAACCGGCACACGGUAACUAGUUCUGGUCCUGUUUCGGCUAUCAAACCUGGUAUAGUGGGUAUAGAACCGAAAAUUGAUAAUUGGAACCGGAUUUGUGUAUUAGACCCGAAAAUAACAGGAAACCUGGAAAUGGAACCGGAAACCCGAAAUUUUGGAAUAAAAGAAAAUAUAUAUAUAUAUAUAUGUUGUGACCCUGAAUACUUGUUAAUAACAAGAAAAAAGACGACUGAUCGACAAGUUACAAAAUCUUCACUAACAGGGUUACUACAUCUCGUGCAAAAGAACGGUC